UUAUUAUCUUUAUCUUUGGCAUCACCCAAGUCAACUUCAAUGACAUUAUCUUCCACUCCGAUAAAACGAAGUUCUGUCUCCCCAAUAAUCAAUCCAAGUACAUUUCACACUUCCUCAAUGUCAUUAAGUGUAUCAUUGCUACUUCCUUCAUCAACAUUAAUUUCCACUUAUAUAUGUCAUUCUAAUACUAUUAGACUAGUUUGCGCUAAUUCAUCAAAAUGUUGCUUACCUUUGACCACAGUUUCCUCAUUAUUUUUAUCUUCCCCAACUACUACUUCAUCAUCACCAUCAUUGUCCAUUCUAUCAACUUCUAAAACAACUUUUAUCUCAUCACCACUUCCUUCAACAACUUCAAUCCAUACUCAUGCAUGCCAUCCCCAGACUAAUACCACUGAUCGUGGUCAGUUUGACUGGCCGCUAACACUAGCUGGAAUGACUGUUACCAUAUUGUGUCCUAAUGGCCCUAAUAGAACUACAGCAAGUAGAAUAUGCUCUGCUUCUUCUGAUUGGGAAUCACCAGAUGUGAUGAUGUGUGCUACUACUGAUGUUACAAAUGGAUUCAUUGAAUUAUCUAAAGUAAACAUUACAAUUGAUAAUCUUGGUUCAGCAGCCUUCAAUAUGAGCAGUUUAGUGGAAAAUGCAACACGUACUGUUGCAGACCAAAACAUUCAAAACAUUAACAUAAUAUCAACAGUAUUGGAAGCAAUAGUAUCUGUUCUUUUGAAUAUAAAAAAUUUGCCAUUAAUAAUUGAAACAACAGGAAAUAUUGUACAAACACUCAAUUUAUUAGUGGAAUGGUCCAUGGAUGUGACUAAUGUUUUAUCCAAUAAUAUAAUUCAAUCAUUUGAAGAAUUCAUACGGGUUGUAUUUAAACAGGAAAAUUUUACAGUGAUUAAAAUUGCUGAAGAAAACAUUUUGUUUAGAGCAGAAAGAUUUGCAAGAGCUAAUUUUAUUGGAUUAACAAUAUCAGCCAGUGCUUUUAAUAUUGGACUAAAUUUUAGUACUUCUGACAAUUUGAGUUCUUUGGCAUCUAUUGCAAAAGUGAUUUUGCCAAAGAACAUUAAACAUGUUAUAAAGAGUGAGAACAUUGAUGUAGCAUCAACUUUAUACAAGAAAACAAACUUCUUUCCAGUUCGUGAAGAAGUGAACUCUUCAUCAUCAGUAAUGACAGUGGUAGGUUCAGCUGUUAUCAGUAUAAUAGUUGGUGGGAUACCUGAUG
Messenger RNA from Amphimedon queenslandica, 1219 nucleotides. Its product is annotated as putative GPI-anchored protein pfl2. The transcript is spliced from 6 exons. Lineage: Eukaryota; Metazoa; Porifera; Demospongiae; Haplosclerida; Niphatidae. Gene Ontology annotation, cellular component: plasma membrane. Gene Ontology annotation, biological process: cell surface receptor signaling pathway. The annotation marks the transcript as partial. The record is from RefSeq and is a predicted model, not a curated record. Gene Ontology annotation, molecular function: G protein-coupled receptor activity.